AUAGAGCGCGCGGUCCCGAGGCCCGGCUGUUCAUCACCGGGCGGGCUAUCGCGAUAGAGACAGCGGCAGUGUGUCAGGGGCGUUCGGACAGGGGAGAGGAUCCCAAUUGCCACCCACGUGUGCGGCCUUGCGCUGUCACAGUGCGGGGCACAAGGCGGGACUGUCGCGAUAAGAUCGGGCCCGCCUGGCAGCGCUUUUGUGACAUAAGCCUGUCCUCGAAGCAAUCGCGGUCAGGGCUGUCCCUGUGCCCCCGCGGCCCGGGCACGGAGCCGGGCAUGGAUCCGGCCGGGGCGUUCCCGGUGCUGGAGCGGGAGCUGCGGGCGGCGCUGGCCGAGGACGAGCGGCGGCAGCGGGAGGGCGAGGCCAAGCUGCGGGCGCUGCGCCAGGGCGUGCCCGACUACGACCAGUUCAGGGAGAUUGUGCUGGCUUCUCACCUGAAGCCUCUGGAGAAGAAGGACAGGCUGGGACAGAGGAGGAAUGUGCUGUGGAAUCCCUGUGCAGCCCCAGCUCAGACAGCACCUGCCCAUGCUGUGGACAUCCCACAGGAGCUGAUCCAGCUGCCCGGCACCGCUGCGGAAUUUCACCGCGAUUGGCGCCGGUGCCUGAAAAGUGGGACAGACAAAUACCAGUUUUUGCUGGAGCUUGGAGGGGAGGCUUUGGGCAGGAUCUUCCAGGCUGAUGUGGGCUUUGGCCUCCUGGGGGAGUUCCUGACAGUGCUGGCAGAGAACAUCCAUGCUGGGGACAGAGCUGCCAUCCUUCAGAUCCUGCAGAGCCUGGCGGGCACCGGGCGCUUCGGGCUCAACGUGGCUCUGCUGAGCCAGGCAGAGAAGCAGAGCAGCCAGGAUUUGUUCAGGAAGCUGCAGAGCAGGGAUGGGCAGGCUGCUGGCCAGGGGGAAGCCCAUCCCAUGGAAACCCACCUGGAAAAGGAAACUGAGGAGGAGAGGACAGUGGUGGAGCUGAUGAAGUGUUACCAAGUCAGCUGAGGAACACCAGGAUUGAGCAGAAACCUCAAAGAUGACGUUGGCAUCACUUGUUGUUGUUCACAAUAAAGUUUAGCUCCCAGGC
Molecule: messenger RNA, 1065 nt
Organism: Zonotrichia leucophrys gambelii
Lineage: Eukaryota; Metazoa; Chordata; Aves; Passeriformes; Passerellidae
Gene: DNAAF19
Product: coiled-coil domain containing 103
Exons: 3
Coding region: 276-983 (235 amino acids)
Biological process (GO): inner dynein arm assembly; determination of left/right symmetry; epithelial cilium movement involved in extracellular fluid movement
Cellular component (GO): outer dynein arm
Source: RefSeq, a predicted model, not a curated record